AAAUAAAAAAAUGGUGGGGCAAAUAUGUGAAAUAUGGAGAGAAAUGAAGAGUAUAACGGCAAUGGUAGUGGUUCAGAUAGCUUCAGCAGGAUUGAACAUUCUGUUCAAGCUUGCAAUGGAAGAUGGUAUGAACCCAAGAAUUCUCGUGGCCUAUCGUCUCCUCUUUGCCACACUUUUCAUGCUUCCUGUUUCCUUCAUCUUUCAAAGGAAGAAGAGACCAGAGUUCACAUGGAGUCUACUCUUACUAGCACUUCUCUCCGGGUUACUCGGUGCGGUGAUACCAAGUAUCUUAAACGUUACGGGUCUUGGUUUGACAUCAGCAACAUUCACUUCUGCUGCUUCCGUUCUCAUCCCCUUGAUCACUUUCAUAUUGGCUGCAUUUCUUAGGCAAAACCAAAAAAUAUCCGGUUUACACUCUGAUGGGUUCCAUAGGAUGGAGAGUGUAGGGCUUGGAUCGAGCGUAGGGAAGGCUAAAGUUUUUGGGACACUGUUUGGUGUUGGUGGGGCUCUUGUCUUUAUAUUCUACAGAGGAAAAAACAUUAAUCUAUGGUCAACCCACGUAGACCUUGUGAAACAACCACGUGAGGACUCACGUGAUGCUACUACCACUCAUCACAUCUCUAUCCUUGGGGCUCUUCUUGUUUUUGGCGGUAACUUUACAUACUCCACUUGGCAAGUAGUUAAAAUAAGCAAACAAUUUGGUGGGGCUUAUUGGAACGCAACGCUAAUGAACAUGAUGGGAAGUGUAGUGGCUGUGCUAGUGGCUCUUUGCUGGAACAUUGAUUUGAAUAAAUGGAAACUAGGAUGGAACAUCAGACUCUUAACCGUUGCUUAUGCGGCAAUUGUGAUUUCCGGUAUGGUGGUAGCGGUUAACGCAUGGUGCCUUGAGUCUAGAGGACCGUUAUUUGUAUCGGUAUUUACUCCUGUAGGGCUUGUGAUCGUAGCUCUUGUUGGAUCAUUUGUUUUAAAUGAAACACUUCAUUUGGGGAGCAUAAUUGGUGCGGUGAUUAUCGUGGGAGGAUUAUACCUUGUACUGUGGGGUAAAAACAAGGAAAUGAAGAGUACUAUCACUACGACCUCGGAUUUUAUUGAAACAAAUAAGACUAGCAAAGGCAUCACACUCAACAAUCUCCCCACGUUAAGUACAGAUGUCCCU
Molecule: messenger RNA, 1156 nt
Organism: Thlaspi arvense
Lineage: Eukaryota; Viridiplantae; Streptophyta; Magnoliopsida; Brassicales; Brassicaceae
Source: the annotation of a GenBank genome assembly